AUGGCGAUCAGCCUUGCCAGUGGUCAACAGCCGGUGGAUGACCAACAGCCGCAGUUUCACCCAGGACCGCCAAACCACUGGAUGAAUGAUCCGAAUGGGCCGAUGUACUACAAAGGCUACUAUCAUCUCUUCUUCCAGUACAACCCUCUUGGGCCAAGCUGGGGACACAUGAGCUGGGGACACAUUGUCAGCAAAGGAUCAGCCACGAUUCGUGACGAUGGCACACCCAUUAUUGUCUACACGUGCGUUGGCCACGGUCAACUGCAGUGUAUAGCACUGCCGAACGACACCUCCGAUCCCACACUCGUUGCCUGGCAUAAGCCGCCGCAGAAUCCGGUCAUUUCCAAGGCACCGCCAGGUGGCACUACGGGACAGUUUCGCGAUGACACCACCGCUUGGAAAGGGACGGACGGAUCGUGGAGAAUGGUUGUGGGAGCUAGCAUCAAUGGCACCGGAUCAGCAUCGUUGUGGAAGACGACCGACUUCUACAACUGGACAUUUGCUGGUGUGCUGUCAGAUGCCAGUAAGGAAACACUGGAACUGUGUCCGGACUUCUUCAACGCCAUCAACGACCCGAAGGGUCGCUGGAUCUUGAAGUACUCGGCCGGUGGUGACUGGUAUCGUAUUGGUAGCUAUGAUGCGGAACAUGAUAAGUUUGCACCAGAAACCGCUCCAGCGCGAUACGACUACGGACAGUUCUACGCUUCUAAGAGGUUUUACGAUCCGGUGAAGAAGAGACAAAUCCUUUACGGCUGGUCAAGUGAAGAGGACAAGGAUGCUGCAAAGCGUGGCUGGCAGGGCCACCAAACACUGCCCCGAUCCCUAGUGAUUGAUGAGGAGCUCGACCAGCUUCUCCUGAAUCCGGUAGAGGAACUGGAGCUACUGCGCAAAUCACACACCGGUAUCACCACAAUCAAGGAGAUUGCACCAGGUGUUCAGCUCCUACCAAAUGUGAAGGGCCUGCAACUGGAGAUCAUCCUCGUUGUCAAGAUUCCGACGGGCAGGACAUCUGUCGGGGUGGCGGUGCGUGCCUCCGAGGACUUGAAAACGAUGACGUCAAUUCUCGUCGGCGAGGAGAACCUCCACGGUCCCCUUAACAACACCGACCUGCCGGGAGACGACUUUAAGAACUUCAACUAUCCGAUGGGCAGUGCAGACGAGACGAACAUGGAGAACUGCUCAGCUGCUUGCGAUGCUCUGAAGGAGUGUGUUGCCUGGACAUACGUGAGGGCCGGCGAUCCUCACAACCCUCGCUGUGCGCUGAAGAACGUCCUGCCAAACGUUGUGCCUCGAUCGUGUUGCAUAUCCGGGACGAAGAACAACUCUGCUGUCAGCUCUCUCAUGGUGAAUCGUACGAUGACUGGUGGCACGGGCAAUCUUGGCCUGCGGAGUGGCCCACUACCAAUGAAGCCUUCAGACAAAGAACUGACACUGCGAGUGUUUGUCGACCACUCGAUGGUGGAAGCCAUUGCACAGAGCGGCCGUUCCUGUGUAACGGCUCAUGUCUACCCAGAUGCGAGCAACGACAUGGUUGGCUUGGUGAACUUUGGAGAUGGUCCUGUUGAGGUUGUGUCUCUGGAUGUGUAUGAGAUGGAUUCGUGCUGGGUACAGUGACCAGUUUUAGGAGUUGCUUGAUAGCAACAACAGUAUCGUGAUACGUCUCUAUGCGUUGUUGGAUGCGAGGAUCAGCGUACCACCAAGCUGGCUUGCUCCAAACAAUGCAUGGUGUGUUCACUUGCUGCUGUAACUGAUGCCCAGGUUUUGCUAUUUUCCUUUUCACGCACAAAUUCUUUCUCCAUGCAGGCAAUUCUUUUGUUUGCGGAUGAGCGUGCCCUUUGCGUGCAUUGCCUAUGCACUCGUUGAGGUGAAAUGAAACUACAUGUAGCUUCAACGAAAGCUCCGCUGA
This is a messenger RNA of Sycon ciliatum, 1906 nucleotides long. RefSeq lists its product as uncharacterized. The transcript is spliced from 17 exons. Gene Ontology annotation, biological process: carbohydrate metabolic process. Gene Ontology annotation, molecular function: hydrolase activity, hydrolyzing O-glycosyl compounds. The record is from RefSeq and is a predicted model, not a curated record. The coding region runs from base 1 to 1614 and encodes 537 amino acids. NCBI's taxonomy places the organism in Eukaryota, Metazoa, Porifera, Calcarea, Leucosolenida, Sycettidae.